AUGAGCAACCUUCCGUCGGCGCCGACACUGAAAUUGGAGAUGGGUUCUUUCUACAUUCCCAAAGACAACCCUUCAAAGCCCCUCGGAGAAGACGCCCAUUUUAUCUCCGCCGAUAAACAGACCGCCGGCGUGGCCGACGGUGUCGGCGGGUGGGUCACGAAAGGCAUCGACGCUGGAGAGUAUGCCAGAGAGCUAAUCUCCAACUGCGCCGUCGCCGUCGACGCCUCCACUGAAGCACCCGCCGGCGACUUCCUCCAGACAGUGCUCCACACGGCCUUCCACAUGACCACCGUCGCACGUGGGACGUCGACGGUCUGCAUUGUCCGGCUCGACGGCGAUGAGCUCCGGUCGGUGUACGUCGGAGACAGUGGGUUCAUGGUGUUUAGGAGAUACGAGUGCAUUUACAAAUCGCCGGUUCAACAACAAGAGUUUAACUGUCCGAAUCAGCUGGGGAGAGAACCGGGUUCGGAUGAACCGGGGGUUGCAUUAUGUCCGUCUAUUACUGUAAUGGCCGGAGAUAUAGUGGUCGUCGGAACUGACGGGUUGAUGGACAACUUGUUCGUGGAGGAGAUAGAAAGGGUUUUGGAGGCGGUGGCAGAGACGGCGACGCCAGAGAGUUUGGCCUCUCAAUUGGCGAUGGCGGCGAUGUAUAACUCGUACGAUGAAAAUUUUGUUAGCCCGUUUUCGGUGGCGGUUCGGGCCGCCGGUCGGAUGCAAACCGGAGGGAAAAUCGAUGACAUUACAGUAAUUGUUGGACGGGUUGUGUGUGCAGAAGCAGAAUCGUAA
Messenger RNA from Benincasa hispida (wax gourd), 786 nucleotides. The record is from RefSeq and is a predicted model, not a curated record. Lineage: Eukaryota; Viridiplantae; Streptophyta; Magnoliopsida; Cucurbitales; Cucurbitaceae.